AGUAGACGACCAUGAAGCGAUUGACAAUGUUGUUUAUAUUCGUCAUCGGAUUUGUUUGUGUUUUUGCUUUAGACGAAGAAGUCCUUGAAAAUGGAGGAGGAUUUUGGGUCCAAUGGAACAUUCGAAUGGAUGGAUUGCCUGAUUAUGCAGUGAUUGGUGGUAAAGAUCAAGAUGGAGACUUAAUUGUGAUCCGAGCAGUUCAUGAAGAUCACGGCAUGAUUGUUGGAAAGUAUUCACCAGCUAGGAAGGAAGCUACAAUACCUUACUACAAUGAGGAGCAUUUUAAAAGGAAUUUUGAGGUUCUAGCUUACAAGCACUACAUCUGGACGAACGCAAGUGACGGUCGAUCACUAAUAUAUGGAGUUCAAAGUCGAAAUAUGUUGAUUUGCAGAUCAAAAGUCAAUGGAUAUUAUUUACCAGGUAAAUUAGAACGAAAUCGAUGCUUUGUCUCAUCUGGCGGAUAUGAAUAUGAAUUUUCUGACUGGGAAACAUUAAAAACUGUUUCCACAGACAUGCAUCAACAGCUUAGCACAAUCCUCAGUUUCAUCAUCGCUCUAAAUUCAUUAAGUUCUGCUGACGAUGCAGUGACACAAAAUGAGACUCAACCUGCGUAUAAUCUUAAUGAUAUUUAUAAAGAAGCUGAAAAUGUAGCUGACGUCGGGUAUUUUGAGAGAUGCUACGGAAUUUAUGGAUGCUUUCCUGUUGACUAUCCUUGGAAUUCGGAUCAGAGGGCGCACAGCGUUUACCCAUUCAGUCCAUCAAUCCUCAAAGUAAAAUUCCCAGCUUUCACCAACUCAACCCGCACAACCCCAACCUUAAUAGACAUCAACGACCCAUCAACAAUCACAUCCUUAAAAAUCAACAAAGACCACAAGAUUUAUUUCAUCGCUCACGGAUUCUUAGAAUUAGGCAAUGCAAAAUGGCUGAUUAACAUGAUGAAUGAGAUCCUCAACUACGACAAUCAAGCUACAGUUAUUAUUGUAGACUGGAGAGGUGGUUCAGCACCGCCAUAUUAUCAAGCUGUUGCCAAUAUUCGGGUUGUUGGUGCUGUCGUGGCUCAUGUCAUUAUGGGAAUUGCACUGGAGCUAGAAAUGGACAAUCUUGAUAAAUUUCAUUUGAUUGGACAUAGCUUGGGUUCACAUGUCAGUGGAUAUGCUGGUUACUUUACACAAAGGGAUUUUGGGAUGAAAGUUGGUCGAAUCACAGGUCUAGAUCCAGCAAAACCCUACUUUGAGUUCACACAUCCAAUUGUCAGACUUGACACAUCAGAUGCUCAAUUUGUGGACAUCCUUCACACAGACUCUGCGACAUUUCAAGAGAAAAGCUUUGGAUUGAAGCAACAAAUUGGUCAUGUUGACUUUUAUCCAAAUGGUGGACGAGAUCAGCCAGUUUGUAGAGGACAGUACUUUGAUGGAACCUGCAACCAUAAAAAUGCUGUUGAACUGUUUACAGAGAGCAUCAACACAAAAUGUCCAUUUAUGGCUAUUUCCUGUGAAAGUUACGAAGAUUUCCUGAAAGGAACUUGCAGCAGCUGUAAUGAAGAUGGACAUGCUUGUGUCAAAUUUGGAUUCCAUAGUCAAUCAAGCUUCAAUCAGCUCAACACAACUCAUCAAUCACCAAUGAAGCCAAUUUACCUCCUUACAGCUUCGUCAGCACCAUUCUGCAAGAUUCACAACAAAAUCACCAUAAAAAUGGCAAAUAGCUCAGUCCAUGCUGGCGAUGUUGGAACUUUGAGCAUCAAAUUAAUUUCAAAAGGCAACAAAACCAGCGAAAGAAUCAACUUGAAUGAAAAGGAAACAAAAUUUGAAGCAGGUGAAGCAUACACAUUUUUUGUGACCAGCACAGACAUCGAAGGACCUGUCGAGAGGAUCUUAAUAGUUUAUAGCUAUGAGUUUAACUUGUUGAGGCUGAAAAAUCCUGAAAUUUUUGUUGACUUUAUUGCUGUACAGUCGAUGGAGUACAAUAGUUUGAUUAAGGCAUGUCCGAAAAAUGGACAGCCUUUAAUUAACAGUUUUGUGUCUGAAUUUAAUGAAAUGUUUUGUAGCUCAAUAAAAAAUGUUUAA
Chironomus riparius is the source of this 2063-nucleotide messenger RNA. The record is from the annotation of a GenBank genome assembly. NCBI's taxonomy places the organism in Eukaryota, Metazoa, Arthropoda, Insecta, Diptera, Chironomidae.